GGUACGCCUCUGUCUUUCGCUCUCUCUCUCUCACACACACACUCUCUCCCUCACACACACAAUUAUGCUCAUAGUGUGGUUGGUACUACCGUGUUGUUGACUCCGGCUUGCUGGGUGCGCAUUGCCCGUUUCCAAAGAUAAACAUUGACCGCCCCGCGUUUAAAGGAGGCAACUUUCAAGAGCUCGCAAACUGCAACGGGGUGAGAACGCGCCCAGAGACUACAAAAACUUUGACAGCCAGCUGUACGCCACAGAGGAACAGCGAGAGGGAAGACGAAGUGACGGGAGGACAGCUACUUCGAGGAUGGAGGAGGAUUGCACAGUCAAGCCAUCGGUGGCUGAGCUGGCUGGACGGUUCAAGGGUCACCCUCUGCCGAUGCCCACUGCAAAUGAAGAGAGGCGCUCCGUCAGAAAAAGACCCCCGUGCUCCCUGAACUUCCAGAACAAGAAGGAUGGCGAAGGUGAGCCAGAGAAACCUGCAAUCGUCUCACCAGUCACCCCUAAGGGCAAGCUGAAGAACUCACCCCUGUUUGAGAAGAUUCAGGCUAACCUGGCUCUGUCCCCCACUGCCUUGAGUCCAGAGGUGAAGCUUCAGGCCACGCCCUUUCCUCCCGCAGGCCCCACCCCCCCGUGCAGCCCCCCAUGCACCCCCCUGAGCCCCACGCAGCGCCAGCCUCAGACGCAGACCAGCGAGGAGGAGGUGCCCGUCAGCUUCGAGCAGCCAGCCGAGGGCACUCCCCUGCCCAACAUCAACAAGUGUCGGCCGCGUGUCUCCUUCAAGCGACGGCAGCCCACACGCCAGCACCGCAAGUCGGCCACCGAGGAUCCGGAGUUGUCCCCCUCUGGCGAGCAGAAUGGAGAUGGCGCCGACGUAUUCGAUGAGCCCACCAAGGGUCGCACCAAGUCGAUCAACGAGGGUCCGGAUUUCUCCCCCGAUGAGCCCACCAAGGGUCGCACCUCCCCGCAGCCCUCCGUCGUGAAGAAAACCUCUGAGAAAGAUGAGGAAGGGGUGGAGGAUGCUACCGAGGCCCAGGAGGAGGCUGCGUCUGGUGAGCAGGACGCCGACCACAAGGCCCCUUUGGAGGGGCAGCCCGAGGAGCAGCAGGAGUUGGAUCCAAAGGAGGUGGUGAUAGAGGAGAGCCAGCAGACGAUAGAGAAGGGCGCGUCUCCUGGGGGAGGGGACAGCAGUGGAAAGGACUAGAGCCAAAAAACACUGGACACUGAAGACAGCGUGAAAAGCCAAAAAACCCUCCAUGCAUUGCUGAAGCCAAAGAAACAUGGCGUGACAUUCUCAUGGCAGUAACCGUGGGAGGACAUGCCUCCAUUCACCAUAAACACAAAACGCAAGAACACACGAGUUGGACUCAGUCACACCGGAAAGACUGUUUUUUUGUUGUUUUUGUUGUCGUUCUUUUUUCUUCUUCUUUAUGUCAGACUCCCACCUUGUGUUAAUGUACUGUCAUUUUGCUCACAUUAGAGAAGGGAGAGGAAGCCUCUAACAGUAAACAGGCCCAUGUGAGGGCUACUCACUCCGUGCGAGUCUGGAGUUGAGAAAACAGAAAAUCUGGACCGUUCAAAAUCCCAGAUAACCUGUUGUGCAAAGACCAUUUGGUGAAAAUGAAUUUAUGGAGCAGGAUUAUUCUAUGCAUAUAUUUUUAUCAGUGGAUACAUUUGAUAAUAAUGAAGACCACGAGUCUAUUUUGCUUAAUGGCUUACUUACAAUUUUUUUUAUUGCCUUUUUCGGAGAUAAUAUGGUAAUGGAGGAGGGGUUUAUGUAGUUUGGUCGCUAUCUGUUACAAAGAGGGUUUGUAUGGAAACUUAAUAUAUGAUCAACCGAAAGUAUAUCUUGGCUUCUGCAGGGUUGGGUUGUCUGUGACUUGAACAAAAAUACAAUGUUAUAAAAAAUUACUACGGAACUGUGCAAGGGACAUGGGCUAAAACAUUAAUUAUAUAUAUAUAUAUAUAUAUAUAUAUAUAUAUAUAUACGUACACCUAAUUUAAUAUAUACAAAAUAAAAUCAUCAGCAUUAAAUUGUUUGAGUGAAAUAGGACCUCAUGUAUACAGAUUCUUCAAUCUAUGCCCAAGGAAUAGGGAUUCGUUCCCUGUUUCUUUUACAAUUUGUAAUUUUGUCCCAGCUCAGCACAUGCACAAGAUCACUGGCUAUUGGACUGGAUUCCCUCAGUGUUAAAAUAAAAUCAGAUGAGUGCAUCCCUGACCAUUAUGAUUAGGCUGCUUUAGCUAGAUUCCUUUGAGGAACUGACUGCCAAACAGGGAUGGAAAACAAAUUGUGCACAAGAAUGAAAGAAAUCAUGCACACAAAGCCCUAUUUCACCUCUAUGUCCCUGGCACGAUUCCAUAAAUUACUGUCCAUGGAGGACAAUGUUUUCUACACACUGUUUUUAGCUACUUUCAGGGGGAAAGGGGCUUUCCCUCUGAUUUAAGGACAUUAAAACAUUUUCAGUUGCUACUGUAGAUUACUCUAUGAUCUUGUAUUGUAAAUAUCCAAUCAAAUAAAGAGCUUGAUUUAUAUUUUAAA
This is a messenger RNA of Clupea harengus (Atlantic herring), 2536 nucleotides long. RefSeq names its product capZ-interacting protein. Lineage: Eukaryota; Metazoa; Chordata; Actinopteri; Clupeiformes; Clupeidae. The record is from RefSeq and is a predicted model, not a curated record.